Molecule: messenger RNA, 7611 nt
Organism: Coccomyxa subellipsoidea C-169
Lineage: Eukaryota; Viridiplantae; Chlorophyta; Trebouxiophyceae; Coccomyxaceae
Exons: 45
Coding region: 1-7611 (2536 amino acids)
Biological process (GO): double-strand break repair via nonhomologous end joining
Cellular component (GO): nucleus
Source: RefSeq, a predicted model, not a curated record
AUGAGUGCACAAACGGCACUGCGCUCCUUGCUUGCGGAGCUGGUGGAGGAUGCUGCCAAGGACAGGGCAGAUGAGGCACCAGAAGCAUGGGCUGCUCUUGAGAAAUUUGCGAGGAGCAAGUUCGAGUCGGAGGAUGAGGUUGCCUUGCUGGCAAGUGUGCUUCUAGAUUCAGCCGAGGGUUUGCCAGCGUUUGUGGCAGAGAGCAUCAAGCACAAAGGUCAGCGAGAUGGGCAUGCAAAAGUGAGGGAGGCAAUCUACAAGUGGCUGGACGGCUUCCUGCGCAGCCUACCUGCAGAGCGUGCCAGGGCGUAUGCGGCAGUCGCGGUCGAAGAUGUGGCUGUCUUUGGGUUUAGGCGAGAGAUUGACAACUACUGCCGAGCUGCCUCGCUGCUGCCACUGCAAGCAGCCCUGGAGCUGCGAAUAGGGCCCUGGACCACAGAUGGGAGGAAGGCAGCCGCGCUGGCGGAUCAGCUGCAGGGGACGUAUCUGCGGGAUAAAAAAGCCUCUGAGACCGUCAAGGCAGCCAUCCUUGAAUCGCUGGGCCUUCUUGUGGAGGCAUCACCCGAGGAUGCCUUUGGAGGGGGAGCGUUCAAGCCCAGCUGGCUACUGGAGGAGUGCCGCUCAGUGCUGGACCGAAUCUCUGGAUCUGGCAAGGCCCAAGCAGGGCUGGCUGCCGGCGCUCUGGCCGGCCUGUCUGCAGCUUUUGCCGCCUGCAAGGAGGAUGAGGGGCAGGCGGUCAAUGCAGUGGCCUGGGACUACUUUCUGAGGACGAUCAGAAGUGUGGAUGGGCUUAAAAGGUACCAAGGGCUCAAGGCAGCCAUGCGCAUGGUCAUCACACAGACAAGGCGAUUCAGGGUUCAGCUGACAGCCAAUGCAAGGCUGGUCUUUGAGACGCUGACCUCUCUUAAGGCCACCCACUCCAACAAGGAUGUCAGGGCAGCUGCUGAGGACACCAUCACUGCAGCUCUCCAUGAGUUCGGGGAGGCCAUGUGCGAGGAGGGCGCAGAGCAGAAGACGCACGCCGUCAUACUGGGGUACUUCACCCACCGGCUGACGGAUCCCAAGACCUCGGGCAAGGAGCUCACCGUGGCAGUGCAGGCCGUUGGAGAGCUUGCUGCAGCCACCAAGAAAUACUUCGGCACCAAGGGGGUGGAGAAGCUGCUGGAGUACCUGGCACCCCUCGGGCAGAAGUCAGCGAUGACUGAGGGCGGUGACGUCUUCUCAGGAGAGAACACAACCUAUGAUGUGGCACUCCUCAGAGCUCUGUCCAAGAUCAUGGCGCAGCUAGAGCACAUUCCAGAGGUGACGCUGCAGCAGAGCCUGGACAUAGCCAGCCGAGCAAGCCGAGCCUACCCCUCUCUCUGGCCCAAGCAGCAGGUCCAGGUGCACACAGCGCUGUGCAGCCUUCUGGCCGCUCUCGCCCAAAAACAGGCGCUGCUGACAGGGCUGCUGCCGCGGCUUGUGGCCUCCCUUCUCACACACACCCUCCAGCCCUCUGAUGCACCCUCGGCCCCACAGCCAGGCGGCACGGCCAGCAAGGAUGCUGACUCAUCCUGGAAGGCAUACCUGCCGCUGUGGGCGGCUCUGAUCAAGGGAGAGGGGCUGCCUCAACAGGGCGCUCCCACAAACGGCCAGGUGCACGGUUGGUCACAGCCACUGUACGACGCGCUGCUGACGGCUGUACUUGACGCUCUGCGGAACCUGGACCUGGAAUACUACCAGACUGCUGAUGUGGCAGAGGCGCCAGACAGCCACGCUGCACCAGUGGAGAUCACAGAUCAGGAAGAGGAGGGCUCGGCAGUGCAGGCGGACAUUGGGGCCGGGCUGCGGCCGCAGAACAUGGCCGACAUGCGCGCGUUCCUCAACCUGUCUGGCUUCCUGACUGACUUCCUGCCGCUGUGCGGCGGCCAGCCGUUCCGAGGGUGGGCAGAUGUCCUUGGAGUGGAGGUGAUGGCAGGGGCCACCAAUAGGCCGCUGCUGUCGGGUUUCUACCGCAUGAUGGCUGUGGCCCUGCGCCUGUCUGAGGAGGGCGGCCUAUUUAGCCAGAACGAAAUAGGCAGCCCUGAUAGCGCUGGCCACAUCGCCUAUGGCCAGGUGGUGGGAGAGUGGCUGAGGGAGGUGGCAGUGGCCUCCAGGCGCUACAGGGACGAGCUGCUGAGCGCUGUCCUGGACCUACUGCUCUCUGCGCCUCCCACACUCAUCCGGCCCACGGAGAUGCUGGGCCCGCUACAGGCAGCACUUUCUCUGGGCCUGCAGUAUCCGCCUCUGGCCGCCACCGCACUCCGCGCAUUGGAGCGGCUGGAGGGCCGGUCAAAGUCAACGCUCGAUGAGCUCGCGCCGGCGAUAGUACCCCUGUUGGAGCCAUACCUGCUGCCCAUCAGCGCCUCGGAGCUGCCCGUGCAAGGGGCUUCGCCGGGGGGCGAUGACGCGGCGGAGGGGAGCGAAGCCGAUGGGAAGGGUGACGCGGAUGAAGGGGAUGCAGCCGCCAAGGAGGCCUUUAAACGGAUCCGCGACGAGGCCGAGACGGCUGCCAAACGCACACAUCUCGCCCGCUUCCAGGGGUUGGCAGCGCUGCAGCCAAAGAUCCAGGCAUGGCUGGGGAGGUUGGGGGGAGCGGCAGAUGCUCUGGUGCUGGCGCCGACAAAGCCGGGCCACGCAAACGCCGUAACCAGCCGCCGCUGGGACCCACAGGACAAGAUCGGCAUCAGAGCGGCCCUGCCCGGGCUGGAGGAGCCUGUGCUGUGGCUGGACACCAUCUUGCCGCUGGCGGCUGAGCUGGCGGAGAGGAGCGCUGAGCGCGCGACAAGGGUGGCAGCGUGCGAGUUUCUGCACGCAGCGAUUCUGUGGAUGGUGGGCACCAACGCGCGCCGGCCCAUGAGCCGCGACGCGGCUGAGGACUUCCAGGCAUGCGCACCCCGCAUGCAGUCAUGCAAUGAACUAUAUGACGCGCGUCCGACGGCGUUCCAUGGCAUCCUGUCGCGCGCGUUACCAGUCGCGUUGCGGCUGGCGGCCGGGGCCGAGCCGGUGGCGCGCCAGCUGUUUGAGCCGCUCGUCAUGUCCCUCGUGCACUGGUUCACCCGCGCCGCCCGUAGGGAGGCGGCCGAGACAAUGGCGCUGCUGGAUGCAAUUCUGGAGGGCCUCGCGGACAGCCAGAACGGCGCGUUGCGCGAGCUGUGCGCAACUGCGACACGAGAAUUUCUGGUCUGGUCUGCCAAGCACAUCCCCGCCGCGCCCGCCGAGCCGGGCCGAGCCGGUGCCGGCGGCAAUCUCAAUGCGGCCUCCCUGCUGCGCCGGCUCUUUGACCGUCUCGCUCACCCCGAACCCUACCAGAGACUGGGGGCGAGCCUGGCGCUGAAGCAGUGCGCUGCUGCUCUGGCGAGGGAGCCAGAUUUGGCGGACGAAUACAUGCUGCAGGCGCUGCAGCAGGUGGUCCUAGCGCUCCGAGCCGCCGAGGCCGACCCUGCCGGCACCGGCACGCGCCAGCAGGCUGCCGAGGCCAUGCAGGAGCUGGUGAGGGCGAUGUACAAGCGCCCCCGGGUGGUGGACAAGCUAAGGGUUAGCAAGGCGGCGAGGCCGGGCCUGCCUGAUCUGUCCAGCUUCCUGGCCUGGCUGUGGCCGCUGACUGCCGCUCGACAGCGCUUCUUCAGAGGCCACGCCAUGUGGCUGCACAAGCACCUGGCCACACUCCAACUGGCUGAUGCAGCAGCUGAAGGCAUGACCACCUUUAAUCUGGCUUCCACUGUGCUGUAUGGAAAGAAACUGAGCGCAUCAGCGGCAUGGGUGGCGGCGCAUGUGGCAAGCGAGGCCAAGACCGAGCAGCAGAUGGCUCAGGAGUUCGUCACCAUGUCAUCGCCUGUGCCGAGCGUGGGCGGCAUGCAGAUGAAGCGCUGGCUGCAGGAACUAGAAGGGCGGUUGCACUGGGCAGUGUGGGGCAUGGAGCAAGGCUUCUUGCUUCCCGAGACGCUAUCACUCCCCAGCAGUCGAUCAAAGGCCAAGAGCUUGCAUGUGGUGGCUGCACUGGAGCAGUACUUCGACCUGCUGCAUGACAGCGGCGCACCAAAAAGCGGCAGCAAGUUUGCUGGUGCUGAGAAGGAGGGGCAGCGACUCGCCAGCAGAGCCCUUGCCUUCUUGAAGCUGGUUGUUGGAGAAGAGGUCAUCAGUCAGGACUCAUCAGGGCUCCACCACUUCCUGCUGGCCGCUCUGCUGUCCCCACACAGCCUGGGCAUACCGCCCUCAGAGGAUGAAACAGCCCGCAAGUUUGCUGCAGAGGCCAGAGGUAUCCUGGAGGUGGCAUCCAAAAAGGACAAGGUGCUGCUACUCGCACUGAAGCCUGCCCUGGCAGGAAAUCUGUCCCAAUUUCCCCUGCUACAACAGAAGGCCAAGGGGCGCGCAGCGAGCAGCGCUAAUCAGAGCGCCCUGGAGAUGUUCAGCAGUGACCGGCCAGACUCGGUGGCGUGGCUGAGAGGCCUCACCCUCCUGGCAGAGCUGGAUGCAAGCCUUGACCCAAAGCUGCUGCCGACAGAUGUCAAGUCCUCUCUGCCCGAGCUGUUGCUGGACACUGCAAGCCGCUCAGCGGCGAGUCUCUUGCCCAAGCAGCGGCCGGUGAUGGAGGGAGCGUUGAACCUUGCUAUCCGCCUGGGCUUGCCCACGAGCGCCCUUCUGGACAAGGUCCUCGACCCCAGCACAGGCGCUGCCUUCUAUGAGAGCUUCCGCAGAGCGGUACACAGCUGGGUGCUUUGGAAUGCGGCCACGGUGUGUGAGCCGCUCUGCGAGGAGCUGGGCGCCGACGCGCGUGGCGCUGCCGACACGGCCGAGCGCAUCCUGUCCGGCACGCUGGAGGCGCUGCUGCGCGGCCACGUGGCCGGCCGCCUGGACCCCCGAGCCAGGUCAUUCUUGGGGCAGCUGCUGCCGGCGCUGCCGCGGCUUCGGCCGAUGCUGGCGGAGGGCGCGGCCUCGUCCGAGCGUAGGAUGGCGUUCCUGCGACUGCUGCGCCAGCUGCUGGAGAUGGACUCUUCUCUGGUGUUGUCGCCCGCGCAGCAGGCCUCCUGCUUCCUGCUGGACGGCUACCUCACCAUACUCAACACCAGGGGCGGCAACGCGGAGCAGCAGUCGCGGGUGACGCAGGCGCGCACGGAGGCGCUGCGGCUGCUGGCGCCGUUUCUGGCGCUGCCGGCCGACAAUGCGCGUCGCGUGCUGGACGCAGCCACAGACUACGCCGCGCAGCUGCUCGCCAUGCUGGACGCCGCUGUGGCGGCUGCCGAGAGCGGCACGCGCGUCGAGGCCUUCCUGGAGGCUCUGCUGCCAGUGCUGCGCGAGAUGGGCACGGCCCGGGGCCACACUAGGCAGAGCAGCCUUGAGACGCGCCUGGCGCUCAUUGCUGCUGCUCCCUGGAAGAGCACCAGGACUGCCCAGUUGCCAGGAGUACAUGGCCAAGCAUCACCGGAUGAUGGGGGCAGGUCAGAAGCGCAGGCGACCGCGCUGCUGAACUUUGCGUGGGGCUUUGUCUUUGAGGCGCCCGGCGGCACGCUACACUUCCUGGACAUUAGGCACGCCCCCACAUAUACCAAUGUUAUCAUGAGUAUGCCGAGGGCGAUGCUGCACCAUGUUCUGCUGCCUGCGCUGCGCUUUGCCCCGCUGGCAUUCCAGAAGGCCUACCUGACAGAGCGCGCACCUCGCCUGAGGGACAUCCUCUCUCGGGCACCCACCUCUGCACCUGGGCUCCUGGGAGAUGAGGAGGCUGGCCUGUAUGCACGUGAAGCUGCGCACUACGUCCUGCAGCACAUCUAUGCAGCCGUUCCUCCUGUGGACAUCAAGGAGCACGUCCUGGCCUCUAUUGGAGGCAACAAGGAUGUGACAAUCUGGGCCAUGAAGGACGUCCGGGAGUUGAGUGUAUCUGAUAAUUCAUUGGAGCCUGCUGCCCGUUCUGCACGCUCUGCUGCGUUCGCCACAGCUGCAGGCUGCAUCGCUGCCACCCAGGACAAGGAGAGCCUCUUUGCCAACCCCCUCAAGCCCCCUGGAAAGACAGCCGACCCUGCAGGGCCGUGGCCGCGGUUGCUUGAUGUGGAUCAAGCGCUGCAGUUUCCAGUGCAGCUGGAGGGAAGCCGCGGGCAGCAGGCCAGGCGCGCGCUGGGCAGCAUCCAGGCAGUCGAGCGGCAGCUGCGCACUGACCGGGCAGGUUCCACGCAGAGCACGCUUGGCACGCUCAGCAGCCUGUCUGCGACGGCGUCCCUCACUGACAAGCUCAACUCCUCACAAUACUCUCUUGGAGAGGAGAUUAAGGAUGCCAAUGAGACAAAGCCCAGUGACAACAUGGGGGGAGCAUACAGAGCCUCCUUGGGCGGUGCCGCGAACUUCAAUGAUGACACUUUCCAGGAUGAGCUGCUGGAGAGCGCCCCGUCUCUAAAACCAGCUGGCGAUGAACCCCUGACCUGCGAAGAUGAGCUGGAUAGCAGCCCCUGCAUGCUGCCCCUGGUCAAGCUCAUAGAGAAGGCCGCCACCUUGUGGCAACCAGGCGGGCAGGGCAUGCCAGCCUGGAUGGCGCUCCUACACAGCGCAGUGUCUGAUACAUCGGUGCCCCACUACGUCCGCCUGUUUCUGACCAAGGCCGUCCUUCAUGUGGACAAACGGCAUGGGCAUCCAUCGAUAUUCGGUCGCUUUGCAGCAGAGUGGUUCCCUGUAAUGGUGGACGCUCUGAUUGGCGAUGUGGAGAAGCCAGAAGAAGUGGGCAUCCACUAUUUCCUGCUGGACGCCUGUGUCACCUUCCUGGGCUGGCCUGCCCUGUUCCCUGUGCCUCCCAGGGGCGGCGCUGCACCCACCCUCAUGAACUACCUGGUGAGGGCCGCGUUUCACGAGGAGGGGGCAGUGCAGCGCAAUAAUUUCAGCCUGCUCAAGGUCUUCAUCGCGCGGUGGCAGACGGUCCCCCCGCCGGGGGACGCCAUAGCCCUUCAUGUGGCCGCCGGGGGGCCUCAGGCAUCCAAGGGGCCCAAGGGGCGCCUGCCAAAGCUCAUCGCAGACCAGCGCACCUUCGGCCUCCGCAUAUUAGCUGCCGGGCUGCUGUACGGCCAGGCGAAGGCGGUGCUGGCUGGGCCGCGGGGGAAGGAGCUGGCGAGGAGGGCGGUUGACGCGCUGGGCGCCAAUGGCGGGCAGCGCUUUGUGACGCAGGCAGGCUUCCUUUUUGCCGGGGAGACGGCGGGGCUGCUGCUGCGCCAAUUGGAGCGGCUUGGCGCUGACGUCCAGGCUGCCCUGGGAUUAAUUGCCUCGCAGCUGCAGAGCGAUGUGCGCGGCACACUCAUCGGCGUGUUCAACAGCCGCCCGGACGCGGCUCUGUUUGCUGUGGAGCGGCUCAGUGCAUUCCAUGCGCCGAUCGUGGACGCGCUGCAGAGCCAGCUAGUGGGCGCCUUCAACAGCACGGCGGGCCUCUUCCGGGUGCUGGCGUUGGACAGUCUUCGGCGGCGUGCGGCGUCCCUGCCGGGCCUCCUGGACGAGCUGCGGCCGGAGCUGGGCCGCGCGCUGGCCGCCCCCAACGACGCCAUCCAGUCGUCCGCCCUGCGCCUGCUUGUGGACUUGCUGCCACGCGAGCCGGACAACCGAGCAGGCGCGCCCAGAGACUAA